Molecule: messenger RNA, 2569 nt
Organism: Quercus robur (English oak)
Lineage: Eukaryota; Viridiplantae; Streptophyta; Magnoliopsida; Fagales; Fagaceae
Product: L-type lectin-domain containing receptor kinase S.4-like
Exons: 1
Coding region: 239-2335 (698 amino acids)
Biological process (GO): protein phosphorylation
Cellular component (GO): plasma membrane
Molecular function (GO): ATP binding; carbohydrate binding; protein kinase activity
Source: RefSeq, a predicted model, not a curated record
CGGCACUCAUUUUCUGCAACACAACACCACAUAAGCUCCUCCCCAUUCUUUUGUCAUUCUCUUUGUUAAUCCCAAAAAAUAAAAAAUAAAAAUCCAAAAAUACAAAUCAAGAAGAGAAUUUCUCAAACAUGUCCACACUUGCCAGCUAUAAAUAAAUUUCCUCGGAUUAUGGUCUACACAUAUAUAUAAGCUCGUGAACUACCUGGGGAUCACACGGCUCAAUUCAAUUUUCACUCUUAUGGCAGCUCAACUACUCAUCUUUACCUUCUGGGCUGUCUUCCUUCUUCUCCUACACCAAGUAAAGCCUGACCUUGACAAAGGUGGAGAACUAUUGGAUGGCUUCACUGACGGGUUCGCCGCACCUCGACGCAACAACAUGAGCUUAAGCGGCUUUGCAGCGAUCGACAACAGUGGCUUACUUUGUCUCACAAACCAAACGAGUCAAGCUGUUGGGCACGCGUUUUACAAAAACCCGAUCCAGUUCAAGAACUUGUCCAGUGGCAAAGUCAUGUCCUUUUCGACCUCGUUCGCUUUUGCUAUAAUCGAUGAGCAUGGAAAACGAGGUGGAGAUGGCCUCGCUUUCACAAUAUCUCCAACAAGUGAUCUUUCUGGGGGAGUUUCUGGGCCUUAUCUGGGGUUAUUCAACCCCACCAACAAUGGGAACAUCUCGAACAACGUGUUUGCGGUCGAAUUCGACACUGUCUUGGACCCUCAGUUUGGUGAUAUCGAUAGUAAUCAUGUUGGCAUCGACUUCAAUGGCGUGGUCUCGAAGAAAUCUAUUGGGGUCGUGCAAUUCAUGGGUAGUAAUACGAAUAAGGCAGUCCUUAAUCUGCAGAGUGGUAAGGUAAUUCAAGCAUGGAUCCAAUAUGAUGCUUCAAUAAAUCUAUUAGAAAUAAAGGUUUCGACUCAGUCAGCUCAACCCAGGUCUGUACUUUUAAACUAUACUGUAGACCUUUCGACAAUUCUUCUUGAUUCCAUGUACGUUGGGUUUUCUGCUUCAACUGGUUCAACUGCCAGCUCCCACUAUAUCUUAGGCUGGAGCUUUGUUGUCAAUAAUGGAGAAUCUAAAAAUCUCUAUUUAGAUAAACUGCCUAAUCUCCCAUCUGUGCCUAAAAAGAACCACACAGGCAUAAUUGUUGGUGUCUCAGUCUCUGGAGCUUUGGUUGUGACUUUGGUCAUUGGUUUGGCUUUUUACUGCUUCCGAAAAAUCCAGAAGGCUGAUGGGGUUGAAGCCUGGGAGCUUGAUAUUGGACCACAUAGAUAUUCUUACAAGGAGCUGGAAAAGGCAACAAAUGGUUUUGGAGAUAAAGAGAUACUUGGGUUUGGUGGAUUUGGUCGAGUUUAUAAAGGAACUCUGCCAAAUUCAGACACCCAAAUUGCUGUAAAGCGUGUUUCCCAUGAUUCAAAACAGGGUUUGCAAGAAUUUGUGUCCGAGGUUGCUAGUAUUGGUCGACUUCGUCAUCGAAAUCUGGUUCAAUUAUUGGGUUGGUGUCGUCGACAAGCUGAUCUAUUACUUGUGUAUGAAUUCAUGCCUAAUGGAAGCUUGGACAAGUACCUAUUUGAAGAGCCUAAAGCAAUUCUGAGCUGGGAGCAAAGGUUCAACAUCAUCAAAGGGGUUGCUUCGGGGCUUUUAUAUUUACAUGAGGAGUGGGAACAAACUGUGGUUCAUAGAGACAUCAAAGCAGGCAAUGUGUUAUUGGAUUCUGAGUUUAAUGGAAGGCUGAGUGAUUUUGGUCUUGCUAAGCUAUAUGAGCAUGGCUCAAACCCAAGUACCACAAGGGUGGUUGGUACUUUGGGUUAUUUAGCACCUGAGCUCACACGCACAGGCAAGCCUACAACAAGCUCAGAUGUGUUUGCCUUUGGUGCUUUGAUGCUAGAAGUGGUGUGUGGUAAAAGACCCAUUAACUCUAAAGGAUUGCCUGAGGGGCUCAUGUUGGUGGAUUGGGUGUGGGAAAAGUGGAGAGUUGGAGCUGCUCUUGAAGUUGUGGACACAAAAUUGGAGGGUAUGUUUGAUGAAGUUGAAGCUGUUUUGGUGCUCAAACUGGCUUUAUUUUGUUCAAAUGAUAUAGUGGAGGCACGCCCCACAAUGAAGCAUGUGGUGAGGUACUUAGAGGGAGAUUUAGUGUUGCCUGAGGAAGUGGCAGCCCCAAAUGCACAUUACAGUACAAAGGGUGCCCGAGGGUUUGAGGAUUUCUACUUUCAAUCGUUUCCUACUACAUCUUCAUGUUUUGAGAAGGGAAGUACUUGGUCUUCAGUUGGGAAUGAUGAAGAUGCUGAUAUUCAAGCAGCUUUUACUUCACCUCUUCCCCUUUCUAACAAAGACAAUGGGAGGUAGCCAUGUUAUAGAGUUACAAUUCUUGUCUAAUUUUCUUUCCAAUUUUCUUCUUGUAGUUACCAUUGAAAAGAUUCACUGUAAAUGUCACUGCAAACAUGUUACUAGUCUAGUCUAGUUAUCCACAUCUCCUCGUAGAUGCAUCAGCACCAUUUACAUACUAAGAAUGAGUGUCAGGUUGAGCUUGUGCCAAAGCUAUUUUCUAAUUUCAAUAAUGGUAGUUGCCAUUCUUUUUUA